AUGGAGAAUGACAGUCAAGGAAUGGGCUUUUGCUUUCCAAACAACAAUUUGUCAUGUAUAAGAGAAUACAGACCUCUAACGGAGUCUGUCAUUUUGUACACCUUCAUUUUUUUAGCGUCAGUCUUCACCGUGUUUCUGAACCUGCUGAUGAUCAUCUCCAUCUCUCACUUCAAGAAGCUUCACACUCCAACCAACCUGCUCAUUCUCUCUCUGGCUGUUGCCGAUCUGAUUGUGGGACUCAUUGUGAUUCCACUGAUGGGCAUCAGAUAUAUUGAUACAUGCUGGUACUUUGGAGAGACGUUUUGUUAUAUAUUUUUAUUAAUUAGUUUAAUUGUUGUGUCAGCAUCUCUCAGUAAUUUAGUUUUUAUUUCUGUUGAUCGUUACAUUGCUGUGACUGAUCCAUUGAGAUACACAGUAAGAGUCACGACUAAUAAAACUGUUUUUUGUAUUGUCAUGAACUGGCUUUGUUCAGUCCUAUAUUCGUUAUACUUUUAUGAAGCUUUUACACAAGAAGGGUGUUAUGGGGACUGUGCAAUUUAUUUUAAGAUGAAACAUGUUGUCAUGGACCUCGUUGUUACUUUCAUCCCCCCUUGUGUUGUAAUCAUGUCUUUAUAUGUGAAGAUCUUUUGUGUUGCGAAACAUCAGAGCAAAGUUGUGAGUACUAACACAUGCAUCAGGUCACAAAGAAAGGCAGCCAAAACAUUGGGGAUUGUGGUAGUGGUUUACUUUCUGUGUUGGAUCCCGUACUACAUAGUGAUACUUAUAGAAGGAGACGAGUCGACUGCAUCAGUUGAAUUUAAUUUAACAUGUUGGAUUGUUUACAUGAAUUCCUGUAUGAAUCCCCUUAUUUACGCUCUGUUUUAUAGAUGGUUUAGAUUAUCAGCCAAACACAUUCUGACUCUACAAAUAUGUCAACCGUCAUCACAAUACUUCAAUCUAUUCCCUGAUUAUUAAUGAUCAAUAUACAGUACAAGUCAUCUGUCCAAGAACACAUUUUAUAUCUACAGUGAAUAUGCUUUUGUUUUUAUCUGUCAUUGUUUGUAUUUUGUUGUAUUUGGGGUGUGGGUUGCUCGUGUUUGGAAACAUCACAGCUUUUUUCUGCAUGUAUACAUUUGCCUGGAUUAUAUAUUGCUGUCUGUUUAAAUCUGCAAAUUUACUUGUUCUUUUAUAAUGGUCAAGAUGCUGAGUAAA
Molecule: messenger RNA, 1191 nt
Organism: Triplophysa dalaica
Lineage: Eukaryota; Metazoa; Chordata; Actinopteri; Cypriniformes; Nemacheilidae
Product: trace amine-associated receptor 13c-like
Exons: 1
Coding region: 1-954 (317 amino acids)
Biological process (GO): G protein-coupled receptor signaling pathway
Cellular component (GO): membrane
Molecular function (GO): trace-amine receptor activity
Source: RefSeq, a predicted model, not a curated record